Molecule: messenger RNA, 7533 nt
Organism: Cucurbitaria berberidis CBS 394.84
Lineage: Eukaryota; Fungi; Ascomycota; Dothideomycetes; Pleosporales; Cucurbitariaceae
Exons: 9
Coding region: 1-7533 (2510 amino acids)
Biological process (GO): fatty acid biosynthetic process; secondary metabolite biosynthetic process
Molecular function (GO): phosphopantetheine binding; fatty acid synthase activity; 3-oxoacyl-[acyl-carrier-protein] synthase activity
Source: RefSeq, a predicted model, not a curated record
AUGUCGUCAACCGACCUACUAGUGUUUGGGGAUCAGACAUUCUCACCAGUAGACUCAGUCAAGGAGCUCUACAACCGCUCUCGAACCUCUGUAUUGUUACAGACCUUUCUCCGCAAUAGCUGCGAUGCGCUUCGUCCUUAUGCCGGGGAUUUGGUCAUCGGGGAUGCCGAUGUGGCCUCCUUCCAGACUGCUCUCGAACUUGCAGAUUAUUACUCUCAAACUUCUGACAAGAGUACCAUCAUUUUAAGCGUUCUGCUGUGUAUCGCGCAAUUUGGGUCGCUUAUACUUCACUCGGAACAAGACCCUACGUUCCUGGAUAAUGUUACUACUCACCAGUAUCUGCUUGGGUUAUGUACCGGACUCAUCCCAGCUACUGCUGCCGCGGUAGCUAGAUCCGUGACCCACCUAGUCCAGAUGGGACCAGAAAUUGUAUGCAUCGCUUUACGCCUGGGGAAUGCAGCCCAGCAACGUUCCACUGAGAUCGAACCCGGUUCGCAAGACUGGACUCUGGUAGUUGGUAAAAUGAACAUCGAGAAGCUGCAACGUACCCUUGAUAACUUCAACAACGUGCACGCGCUACCCCGACACAGACAAGUCUACAUCAGCGCCAUCGGGGAUCGUUCCAUCACUAUCAGUGGACCGCCAUCCGUUAUGGCCUUACUUAUCGAACAUAGCACUGAGCUAGCUCCCCAUGUGUCCAGCAAACUGGGAAUUACAGCCGCAUAUCACGCAAAGCACCUAAGCUCUCCCGAUUUCAUCAAGAUACUAGGAUUUUCACCAUUCUUAGAUGAACCCCUACGUUCGAAAUCUAGAGUGUUAUCAACAAGCUCGGGAGUGGCAUAUCAAGCGAAAACGCUGAGGGAGUGCCUACACUUGGUCAUCGAGGACGUGUUGCAGCUUCCAUUGCAUCUGGACCUGAUAGUACAAAAGCUUGUGCCCGCCUUGAAGGGCCUCGAUGUUACAAUCAUACCGUUCGGCCCCUGUGGUAUCUCAAAGAGUAUUCAACAGGCUCUUUCAAACAAUGAUGUCAAAGUUGCUAUCGCUAAAGACAAAUCCAACGAUCUAUCGCAUGAUGAGGCAUACAAUAAGGAGACCAUCGCCGUCAUCGGCAUGUCCGGACGUUUCCCAGGUGGGAAUAGCCUCGAUGACUUCUGGAAGGUUAUUGAGACUGGAAGAGAUGUCCAUAAACAGAUACCCAGAGAUCGAUUUGACGCCGCUACACAUUGCGACCCAUCGGGAAAGAUUAAGAACAGCACGUUGUCCGCUUUUGGGUGCUUCAUCGACCAGCCUGGCAUGUUUGACACCCGUCUUUUCAACAUGUCGCCUCGAGAGGCCGCUCAGACGGACCCUGUGCAACGUCAGCUAUUAAUGGUCACGUAUGAGGCAUUGGAGUCAGCCGGCUACGUUCAUGACGGAUCCUCCGAGUCUGCCAAUGUUGGAACAUUCAUUGGCGUUACAGCUGACGACUAUCGCGAGUACAACAGUAGCCAGGACAUUGAUGUCUACUAUGUGACUGGUGGCCUCCGCGCAUUCGCUCCUGGUCGAUUGAAUUACCAUUUUAAAUGGGAAGGCCCUUCAUUCUCAUUGGACACCGCCUGCUCCUCGAGUGCAGCAGCAAUCGAUCUCGCCUGCCAAUCUAUAUUAUCGGGCAAGUGCAACACUGCUGUUGCGGGUGGUGCGAAUGUAAUGACCGGGCCGAACCUCUAUGCCGGCCUUAGUCGAGGUGGAUUUCUUUCCCCAACUGGCUCUAGCAAGACUUUCGACGAUAGCGCGGAUGGCUACUGCCGCGGCGAUGCAGUAGGUGUCGUUGUUCUGAAACGGCUCUCUGAUGCUAUCGCCGCUGGUGACAAUGUUAGAGGUGUUGUCCGCAGCGUGGCUACAAACCAUUCCGCCUACGCCUCCUCGAUUACUCUUCCCCACACUCCAUCCCAGAAAAAGCUUUUUGAUAAAGUUCUCAAGGAAGCGGCGUUGCCACCCCAAGCAAUAUCUUAUGUUGAAAUGCACGGCACAGGUACACAAGCAGGCGAUACGAUUGAGAUGGAGAGCGUAAUUUCAACAUUCGGUCUCAAUCGCGCCGUGGAUAACCCUCUCUAUAUUGGGGCAGUCAAAGCUAAUGUUGGUCAUGGUGAAGGUGCCGCUGGCGUCACAUCGACCAUCAAAGCUAUGCUCAUGUUUCGCGAGGGUAUAAUUCCCCCACAUGCAGGAAUUAAAACUCGUGUCAAUACCAAAUUCCCAUCACUAGAGGCUAAGAACAUUCGCAUUGCUCGAUCAAUCGAGAAGUUCUCGCCUGGUCAGGAUGGGAAGAGAAGAGUGUGGAUAAACAACUUCAAUGCUUCAGGAGGCAACACAUGUUUGGUCGUCGAAGAACCUCCACGCCGCGAGGUGCAUGGCCUUGACCCACGCUCGUACCACGUUGUCACCUUAUCCGCUAAAACCUCGUACUCUGUGAAAGAAAACCGGAAGCGUCUCCAUGAACACCUUCUCACACAUUCCGACGAAAUUCAAGAUGUUGCAUAUACCACGUCAUCUCACAGGAUGCAUCACCCCCUCCGCUCGUCAUAUGUCGUUGCUAACAUGGAAGAACUCGUUGCGGCUCUUGCCAACGAUAUAUCUGCAGACAGCAAAUCUCAAACUGCAGAAAGGAGACCUAUUAUAUUCAACUUUGCUGGACAGGGAUCACAGCAUGCGGGAAUGGGGAAGCAACUUUUUGAGACAUCCCCGAGCUUCCGCAGAACUGUACUGGAGCACGACAAUCUGUGUAUUAACCUCGGGUUCCCUUCCUUUAUCGAUAUCAUCACCAACAUCAGUAUGGACACUAAAACGGCGCCCAUAAUCAAAGUACACUGCGGUUUGUUAUCCCUAGAGUUAGCACUCGCCCAACUUUGGAUGUCCUGGGGAAUCAAGCCAGAUCUAGUGAUUGGUCACAGUAUUGGAGAGUACGCCGCAUUGUGCGUUGCUGGUGUCCUUUCCCUUGCCGAUACGUUCUUCCUCGUCGGUACACGCGCCCGCCUUAUGGAAAAGUCUUGCACGAAGAGUAGUCAUGCAAUGGUCGUCAUCAAUGCCAACAAGGAACGUGUGACCGAUAUCAUAGGCUCCGUGCUUCCAGACAGGCUCUGCCAAAUCUCGUGUAUCAACGGACCUGAGUCUACGGUUGUUGGCCUUCCCAUUGCCUCAUUGGAACUACUCAAGACUGCGUGUGAUAAAGCGAAGACCAAUACCACGAAAUUGGAUGUUCCAUACGCAUUUCACUCUGCACAGAUGGACCCCUUACUUGAUGACUUUGGGAAUGCAGCCAAUGGAGUUCGGUUCCACAAUCCCCAGAUUCCGGUGGCAUCCACACUUUUGGGCAGUAUCGUUCAGUGUCCUGGAACUUUCUCAGCAACUUACCUAGUACGUCAGACUAGGGAACCAGUAAAUUUCCUCGACGCAGUUCGAACAGCAAGCGUCGCCUAUCCACAUGGGAUCUGGAUUGAACAUGGACCUGAUUCCACUUGUGCUCCUGUAAUACGGGCAACACUAGAAGACCCGCAAGCCAUCGUAUCCCCCAGUCUCAGGGGGUCAAAGGAGGACUGCUGGAAGACAAUAAGCAAGGUUAUUGCUCAAGCAUAUACAAGUGGUGCCCAGAUCAAUUGGCAGGCAUAUCACCGGCAAUACAGAAAGUCACUCAGGCUCAUAGACCUUCCAACAUAUGCCUUCGACUUGAAGAACUACUGGCUCCAGUACGAGGGCACCUGGGCUCUGGAAAAGAACCAUCAUAAAUGUCCCCAGCCUCGAGAGGUUGCGCCACAACCCCUUUCGGUCCCAUCAACGUUUUCGACUACAUGUCUCCAGCAAGUUGAGUCUGAGAGUUUCAAGAAUGGGACAGUCUCAGUGAAAUUUGUAUCUGAGCUGAAGAAGCCUGGUAUUUAUGAUCUAAUUCAGGGUCACUUCGUUAAUGGAAUUGGGCUCUGCCCUAGCGCAGUGUACACUGAAAUGGCGCUGACGGCUGCAAAAUACAUAUGGUCCAAGAUAUAUCCAUCCAAGCAGGUCCCUGCUAUGGAUGUUCGUGACUUCGAAAUCUUUCGCCCGCUAGUUCUCCACAAUGGUGCCGACGAUUACGUCGUAAGGGUGUCUGCAACCAAAUCGGCAGACUCCGACGCAGUACAGGUCGCCGUCAGCGCCCAACUCAACUCCCUUUCUCAGAGUCACGCCCGUUGCUCGGUUGAGUUUGGAGAUGGGUUACUCUGGGCUCGCUCGUGGCAGCGCAAUAGUUACCUUGUCUCGGACCGCGUCUCUCAGCUGACCGACGCAACUAAUGGAGGAAAUACCGAUAGACUCCGUGGUGAGAUGGUCUACAAAAUCUUCUCUGAUAUUGUUGAGUAUCCCGAAGGUUACAAGGGUAUCAAAGAAUUCGCUAUGAAUGGCAAGAUCAAGGAGGCUGUCGCCAAGGUCCAAUUCAGAAAGACCCCUUCUGAUACCACAUUUACCUGCGACCCUUGCUGGAUCGACACCAUUGCGCAGGUUCCGGGGUUCGUUUUGAAUGGUAGUACAUCAACCCCUCCUGACCUUGUCUUUUUGUCUACCGGCUGGGAGAGUCUACGGAUAGCCAAAAGCUUAUCCUCUGAGCAGGAGUAUACAUGUCAUGUUCGGAUGCAGUCAGGAGACAGUCCCGGUCUGUUCUUAGGCGACGCCUCACUGUUUGAGGGUGAUAGGGUCGUAGCUGUGGCAACUGGACUAAAGUUUCACGAAGUAAGGAAGGAAAAUCUUCACAAAGUUUUACCCGGCAGCCGAAACCUAUCCGGUCAAGCGACUGUGAGCAAUGCACAGUCUCGCAACAUCAGAUCAAUCUCCCAAAACGCCUCCAGUAGUCCCGCCAAUACGGUUACUGAUAGUUCCAAGACCUCUGGAAAACCGAAGCAACGACGCAUGCCUCGAGAAAAGGCCCAGCAGGUACCGAUUAGUUCUGAUAUAUUUUCGAGUAUUCUCCAGCUCAUCGCCAAAGAGGUUGGCCUCAAGGAAGAGAUGCAACUCAUUCUUCCCGUAACACUAUUUUCUCAGUGUGAAACGGUCGCUCAGCUGCGCGAGUACUUCCAGGCAUCAGUCAAUGACGCCACUACGCCACAUAAAAGCUUGGAUGACGAGUCCACAAGCAGUGACCAGACAGAAUAUACCAGUAUUUCUUCAGCAACAUCUGAAGAAGAGGGCCGGGCGGACGAUUCGUCAACGGCUGACAUUGUAGAAAUCAUCCUUGCAGCCAUUGCAAAGGAAUCUGGCAUUCCGGCCGAUGAAAUCGAUCCCAACACUGAUUUUUCGGACCUGGGUGUAGACUCUCUGAUGACUAUCGCAGUCCUUGGGGUGGUCGCUGCGGAGACUGGAGAGCAGCUUGCUGCUUCUAUAUUCUCGGACUAUCCUACGAUGUCAGCUUUGAGGAAAGAGCUAGGGAAACCAAGUGUGAAGUCAAAGCCAGCUGAUCCUCCGCCAGAGGCCUCGCCUAGAGCUGCACUUAAAGGGUCCACCAAAUCAAAGUUCAGACCAGAAGAUUACUCAAGCAACGUGGUACUUCUACAAGGAUAUUCCCACUCUCCACUCCCUCCGCUCUUCUUGAUCGCAGACGGAGCCGGCUCCGCAGCUGCUUACAUACACUUACCGCAAUUGCCCUCCCGCCUCCCUGUCUAUGCUUUGGAAUCGCCGUUUCUAAGCCGUCCUUCAGAGUAUACGUGUACUAUCGAAGAAAUCUGCUCAGUGUUUGUCGCGGCCAUUCGUGCCACCAAGCCCCGGGGUCCAUACUUCCUCGGCGGUUGGUCAAUUGGCGGUAUAUACUCUUAUGAGACGACUCGUCAGCUUGUGCAACUUGGGGAGAAGGUUGAGGGUGUCCUGUUAAUUGACAGCCCAUGUCCGAAGAAAAUGGAAGGGCUUCCCCCACUCACCUUGGAAGUCCUGGAGGAGACUGGCAUUUUUGUGGGAAUCCCGACACGCGGUGGCGGACCGGACACGCCCAUGCCUCUUGGCCAGAAGCAGCAUAUUACGGGAUGCGUUCAGGCUGCAAGCUCCUAUGACCCAAAACCCCUCACGCCCGCUCAGCGUCCAUCGCACACGUAUAUUAUUUGGUCUGCACGCGGGCUUUUCGAGCAACUAAGCGAAAAGGUUAAAGAGGCUUCGGACCAGAGUUCGCAAUCUGGAACAAAGACUGGUAUUAACCGCGACUGGCUAACGGGAACGCGGACUUCGUUCGACCCAAAAGGUUGGGAUAAGUUACUCGGUGACUGCGAAUGCCAACCAACAGAGGGCGAUCAUUUUUCAUGCAUGAAUAUGCCACUGAUCAAAACAACGGGAAAACUUGUGGUCGAUGCUGUCGACAAAUUUCUAGAAAAGAUAAACACGUCCAACACAGCUACAAAAGUACUUCCGCCACCGAAGAGUAGCUCCCAGGUUCACGCCGCUGAGCUCCCGCGGGCGAGGGAAGUAUUUGAAAAUGUGCGUCUAGAGACUGUGGAAUAUCUGAAAAAAUCGGCCUUUCACGGCUUCUGGAGCCAGGUCUAUCCUCUCCAACGACGCCUCGUGUUAUCCUACGUUGUCGAGGCGUUCGCUGAGCUGGGAGCCCCUCUUGGAUCCUUCGCACCCAGACAGCCUGUUUCUGAGAUAAGGCAUAUGUCUCUUCAUGGCAAGCUCAUUCUACAGUUGUAUCAUAUCCUCGAGGAUGCAUCUCUCAUCAGCAUUGAAGCUGGCGUUCGCCUUCGAACCGCCACUCCUGUGGAUGCAACCCCGUCACAAUCACUGUACCGGGAAAUACUUGCCCGCUUUCCUCAACACGAGAGCGAGCAUAAGCUACUUAACCUAGCUGGCUCUAGGCUUGCUGGUGUCCUGACCGGCGAUGUCGACUUCCUGCGUAUUCUGUUCCAAGAAAACCGGGCACUGCUCUCGGAAGUCUACACGUACGGCCCCAUGUUCAACGCGGCUUCAAAACAACUGAGCGACUUCGUCUUUCACCUUUGCAAAGACAUACCCCCGGGACAACAGAUCCGGAUCCUCGAGAUCGGUGGUGGCUUGGGUGGGACAACACGCCCUAUUGUCGACAUGCUGAAAAGCUACAACAUUCCGUUCUCGUACACGUUCUCAGACAUCUCAGGCUCACUUGUCGCAGCGGCUCGAAAGACAUUUGCUGGUACUUUUGGGAUGGAGUUCGCUGUCCUUGACGUGGAGAAAGCGCCUGCAGCACAGUAUGUUGGCAAGUACAAUUUCAUUUUCUCAACCAACUGUGUGCAUGCGACACGUAACCUGGUUACAUGCACAACCAAUAUCCGGACAAUGUUGCGUCCAGAUGGACUCCUCUCGCUCGUGGAGUUCACCGAGAACAUAUUCUGGUUCGAUAUCGUCUUCGGUUUGCUCGAAGGCUGGUGGCUCUUUGAGGAUGGACGCCAGCACGUGCUAGCUAGUGAGAUAUUCUGGCGCAAAAGUUUACGCCAGGCUGGCUACAGUAGUGUAGCUCUGUCAGAUGGUAAUACUAGGGAGUGUCAGACUUUGAGGAUUAUUUCUGCUUUCCAACCUGGGCUCUAA